Molecule: messenger RNA, 835 nt
Organism: Paramecium octaurelia
Lineage: Eukaryota; Ciliophora; Oligohymenophorea; Peniculida; Parameciidae
Source: the annotation of a GenBank genome assembly
AUGUUACUAAUAGAAGCAAUUGAUUUCAUAAAAUCAUUUCGCUAAAUAUCAUACCAAAUUCCCAAGGUUUCCAACCUAUGUAAACAUAAUCCUCAAUUGAUAGCUUAAUUUCAUCCUAUAAAAUAUGAUUUUCUGAACAAUUGUAUNAACAGUUUCAGAGAGAAUUACGAGAUGUAUUAAACAGAGAUUGACAAAAAUACCUAUGCAUUGCAGAGAAGCAUAAGGGGAUUCUGGAUAUUUGGAAAGGCAUUCUACCCUGCUUUAACUCAGCAUUACAGUUAGAAAUUAGAGCUAUACCAAUUGAAAUAGCAAUUAGGAAAGGUAUGAUAUACUAUUAUUCACUUUUCAGAUUGAAUAAUCAGAGGUCAAUUUAUAUAAGACUGUCGAUCCAAGCAUCAGCACUGUCUUGAAUAAGACCUUCAGUACUCAAUGGCUUUGGUGGAAUCUCCAAGACAUAUCCAUUACAGCUGGGCUACAAGUCUAUGCUCAAUUGUUUAAUUUUGGAUACUCAUGGCGAUUCGGAUUCUUGGUUCUCCCAUAUUGUGCUAGAGUAAGUGAUCGCUUAACACCUAGGUCUUCUAUGACUAUGCAACAUCAUACUAAAAUAAAUCAAGGGCAGUCGAAUUUCUCAACUGGGCAAUCCAAUACAGAAAGGCAAAGAGCCAGAUCGAAAGAGGCACCUUGGACCCACUAGCAGUCGAGAAAUAUCAAGCCCUCUAUGGAACUGUGAAGAAGGGACCACUACAAGUUUAUGCAGAUGUUAUCUAAUUGGCUUCAUAAUAAAAUCCCAAUUUGUGAUGGAUAAAAUAAAUGAUAUAAUGAAUAUCGAUCAUUG